Messenger RNA from Penicillium pulvis, 3054 nucleotides. RefSeq names its product HET domain-containing protein. Lineage: Eukaryota; Fungi; Ascomycota; Eurotiomycetes; Eurotiales; Aspergillaceae. The transcript is spliced from 2 exons. Bases 1 to 3054 code for a protein of 1017 amino acids. The record is from RefSeq and is a predicted model, not a curated record.
AUGACUUCCUCAAAUCGGCCAAAAGUACCAGUAAAGCCCAAGAAUCUUAGGGCAUCUCCAAUCUACGAACCUCAGAAUACGCAGGCAGACACAUACCUACGAACUAGAUCUGUUGAUCAAGAGUCUGAGACUAUAUUGCCUGGUUCGUCUACAGAGGAGCGGCCACCUUUGCCAGCAAGGCCUCUUGUUUCAGCGAUAGAAACGAUUCCGGGAGAUUCGCCUCGGGAGGGAGAUGCUGGAGGAGUAUUCGGUAGGCUAGAUGUUACCAGAAUCAGAGUUGAUCGAUUCCAGAACCUUUUCCAGCCCCCCAGAAAUGUUUUCACUUCCUUCGAAAUGCCUUGGAUGCCCCCGGCAUUGCGCCAGGCCAACGAGAGUGUAAGGAAUACCUUUAGAAAUAUGAUCAGCAAAAUCGAACCUCCCACAGCCUUCAUUGAAACCAAGGAUGACUGCGAUGAUUUGUUUCGUAAAUCACUCGGGCGGGAAGACCUGUGCUCUAAAUGCCGGUCACUUCCUGUGGAGACGUGUGAUGGGAAUUCUCUGGAAGAGACGGAUGGAAAUGAGGUGCACUGGGCAACGCCACUGUCUCGAAUCAUUUUUCAUGCAGAUUGGUGUCGAAUGUGUCGACUAUUACUCUCUAUGCUUGUUCGCCCUGAAUUCGACCCUUUAAAACACCCCGAAGUUGCACCAUAUCUCCAGGAUAAAAUCCAGGGAAUGUCAAUGAGACAGUGGGUGCAACAGGGCUGGAAGUUUACGGAUAAGAACUGGCCAUUUGGAAGGAGCGAGUAUCGUCACGAUGGUGCCACAAAUAUGCUUGGUCCCGCGCGGGACGUCCUUUGGGAUAUGGUGCGCAGACCAGAGAUGUUACAGUUAUUGUCCCAGGCUGUCAAAAUCGCUGCCGCUGGAUCCAUGCAACCCAUCAAAAACACCAAGAGACGAGAUCUACAUAGAAGCACUUAUGGAGAUGGACUGAAAGAGGGCAGAGAGGCGGCGACAAAGUACCCCCUAAGCUGCGUUCUUCAAAUUUCUAUAUUAACGAGAAAGCACCCUGAGUUUCCAGGUUUGGUAUUUGCCAGCCUUGUCGGCUUUGGCAACCGCCCAGGGGGAGAUCCACAGCUACUUAGUCGGUUCAAUCUUCGCGUCACUGAUCUAGCAAACGAUCAGAGCUUCAAUACUGUGAUAGGUCUAUCAUAUGGGAAAAUCCUUGACAAAAAUUGGAUUGACACUUCCACUUUGAGACAAUGGCUGGGUCACUGUGAAACGUAUCAUGGAGACCGGUGUAAAAAGCACGACUGGGGAAUCAUUAUGCAGCGGCCUCGAUUUUUGCGACUCAUUGAUGUCCACAAUCUUUGCCUUGUUGAGGUUCAUAAUCCGGGGAACCAUCGGUUUCUGGCUCUAUCAUAUGUAUGGGGCCAAGUCAACGCCGUCAGACUGAAGUAUGACAACAAAGAGGAGAUGAUGCAGUUUCAGGGUCUCGGAAAAUUCUUGGAUUCUCUCCCACGAACUAUUGUGGACGCAAUGGAACUUGUAAGGUCUAUUGGUGAAAGUUAUUUGUGGGUUGACACUCUGUGUAUAUUGCAAGAGAAUACAUCAGAGGCACGGGAGCAGAUUGCAACCAUGGAUCGAGUCUACGGAAGUGCCGUGCUCACUAUUGUUGCAGCUCAAGGUGUAGAUGCCAAUGGUGGGCUCCGAGGAGUCCCGAGGAAAUGGUAUCCUUCCGAGAAUUCUAGUAUGCCACGUGAAAUUACACAAGAAUCGGCUGAAAUAAAAGAUGGGACGCAUAUCAUUGCACCCUUUCCUUGUACUCAAGAUCUGACGAAGACAAUUUGGAAUUCAAGGGCAUGGACCUUCCAAGAAAAGCUUAUGUCCAAAAGACUUCUCGUUUUUUCCGGAGAUGAGGUUGUUUGGCACUGUCGGCAAAUGAUUUGCAGAGAGGAUAUGCACACCGGAGAUUGUGGAUACAACACCGACCCUCUGGACUGGUUGUCAUUAAAGCCUCAGUACUUUGGGGUUGAUAUUGAUAGACACUGGGUUGAUGGAAGCUUGAAGAUCGAUAGGCACGGCAGAACACGCGUUGUUCGUUCCGGAACCUUUGCCGAGUACGCGAAAGCCGUUGAAAGCUACACAUCACGCCAGACCACAUACAAGUCAGAUGCUAUCAGAGCUAUGGAAGGUCUGCUCCACAUAUUCCAAUUGAGUUUCAAAUCCGAAUUCAUCUCUGGUCUGCCUAAAUCACUACUAGACGUUGCUCUGCUGUGGAGAGCAACAAGGCAACUAAAGAGGCGCGAUGGGUUCCCUUCGUGGUCCUGGGCAGGCUGGGAAGGCCAAGUCACCUACAACAAGCCAAUGGCGGUAAACAGGGAUGAUGCGGGGAAUGUAAAGUUUGCCGAAAAAAAUGAAUUCGGCGAAGAGGGCAUUCAGCCAUUACUGCGAUGGCAAGUGUACGACGAGUUUCAUGGAGAAUUAAAGCGCGUGAGUGAUCAUGGGUGGGGGAUACCGCUUAAAGGUGGUGUCCCUCUAGAGUGGGAGGCAACACCCUAUUACGCGGGUCAUCAAAGCGAUCAUCAAAUAUUUGAUCGACCAAUUCUGGUAUCUGAUCUGGAGCCCCGGCAGCUUUCUUCUCUAUCAAGCAGCAAAAUCCCUCAUCUCGUGUUUCUCACAAGUUGUGUUGACACAUUUCAACUUGGCGACUACGUCCUUCAAAACAGUGAUUUAGAGAGACUCAAUCCGACUUCGCCUCCAGAUUGCUCCGAGCAGCGACCGCUGCGACUCUCUAUCACAGACUCAGAGUUGCAAUGGAUUGGUAGCGUUCUUCUUGAUAGCAAUGGACCAGAAUGGAUUUAUAGAGGGCAACACGAAUUCAUUCUGCUCUCCGAAGCUCAAUACUAUGGCCUUGACCAAGAAAAAUACGACGUUGGCGAAUUCCCUUUUUACUCAAUCAUGCUUGUGAAGCGUGAUAAUCUAACAGGAAUCUCAACCAGACUAGGAUUGGGAAGGGUCAAUAAGAUAGCUUGGAUGAUGGCUAACCCUGUUCUGAAAACUGUUGUUCUUGGUUGA